CCACCAGGCCAGCCACCCCGGUCAGGCCACCACUCCUCCCUACUUUUCUCCUCAUUCGCCACCCUCUAAAAUCUCCUUCGUCUUUCUCUCCUCCCAACCAAGAAGGGGAUCCACGCUCGCUUGAUUUUCAUUUGGGAAGAAGAAAUUUAUUUUUUGGUCUCAGAGUAGAAGGUGGGGAGAAGAGAUGAGCGGACGGGUGGAUCACGAGUACUCCUACCUGUUCAAGAUGGUGCUCAUCGGGGAUAGCGGCGUCGGCAAGUCCAACAUACUCUCCCGAUUCACCCGCAACCACUUCUCCCUCGACUCCAAGUCCACCAUCGGCGUGGAGUUCGCCACCAAGUCCUUGCAGAUGGAGGGAAAAACAAUAAAGGCUCAGAUCUGGGACACAGCUGGUCAGGAGAGGUACCGUGCAAUUACAAGCGCAUAUUACCGGGGCGCUGUAGGGGCUCUCCUUGUAUAUGACAUCACAAAGAAGCAGAGCUUUGACAAUGUUAAUAGGUGGCUGCGUGAGCUCCGUGAUCAUGCUGACUCCAGCAUUGUCAUCAUGAUGGUCGGUAACAAGUCUGACCUGACACAUCUAAGAGCUGUCUCUGAAGAUCAAGGCAAGGCACUGGCUGAAAAGGAGGGCCUGUUUUUCCUUGAGACAUCAGCUAUGGAGGCUGUAAAUGUGGUAGAAGCCUUUCAGACUAUCAUCACAGAGGUCUAUGGUAUUGUCAACAAGAAAGCACUGGCCGCCAAAGAAGCAGCAGCAGCAGCUGUUCCAUUGCCUUCCCAGGGUAAAACCAUCAGCAUUGACAGUACUACCGGGAACUCAAAGAAGGCAUGCUGCAAUACUUGAAAUGUAGACAUCAUACCGUAGAGAAUCGGGAGCGGGAAUCAGCAGCAGAGCAGCUUAGUUGAACUGGUGCGAAGGCAUUUCUACUCCUUUUGUUUCUCUGUUGCGCAAACAUCCUGGAGUACACUGCCGUAGGGGCAGUUUGUUCAGCAUUUCUGGAAGUUAGAUGUGUGUAUUAGGAUUCUGUUCCAUUUUCCGCUAUGAAAGUUACAUUAUACUACCUCUGUAAACAAUAUAAGAGCGCUUAUAUCACUACUUUAAUGAUCUAACACUCUUAUAUUUCUUUACGGAUGGAGUACUACAAUAUAUGUCGGAUUAUACAUCA
Triticum urartu is the source of this 1160-nucleotide messenger RNA. Its product is annotated as ras-related protein RGP2. Gene Ontology annotation, molecular function: GTP binding; GTPase activity. The record is from RefSeq and is a predicted model, not a curated record. NCBI's taxonomy places the organism in Eukaryota, Viridiplantae, Streptophyta, Magnoliopsida, Poales, Poaceae.